AUGUCCGCCUCCGCUUCCCUCGCGUCCCGCGCGGUGACCGCCAACGCGCCGGCGUUGGUCUCUCGUGCGCGGAUGACCCGUCGCGUCGCCGCCGCGCGCGCGGCGACCGUCCGCGCGGCGAUCGCCGAGCCCCCCGGCUCCUCCGCGUCGGAGGUCAAGAACAGCGAGAUCCAGAUGUUCGAGGGCACCAAGCGCCUGCAGACGCAGGUCGCCGAGAUCGGCGCGGACACCACGUGCAUCCGCUCGCUCGACUGGGACCGCGACAGGUUCGACAUCGAGUUCGGCCUCGACCUGGGCACCACCUACAACUCCUACGUCAUCAAGGGCGCGUCCAAGACUGCCCUCGUCGACGCGUCGCACGCCAAAUUCGAGCAGCUGUACAUCGACACCCUCAAGGGCGUCGUCGAUCCGGCGUCCAUCGACUACAUCGUGUGCUCCCACACCGAGCCCGACCACAGUGGUCUCAUCGGCCCCAUCCUGGAGCUCGCCCCCGACGCCACGGUCGUCGGCAGCAAGGUUUGCAUCCAGUUUUUGGAGAAUCUCGUGCAGAAGCCGUUCAAGUCGCGGGCGGUCAAGGGCGGCGACGUCGUAGACCUCGGCGGCGGCCACGAGCUUCGGUUCAUCAUGGCGCCCAACCUGCACUGGCCGGAUACCAUGUUCUCGUUCGAUCCCGCCACCAAGCUCAUGUACACGUGCGACGCGUUCGGCUCGCACUACUGCACCGAGGACAUGUUUGACACCAACCUCGAGGCGGUGCUUCCCCACUACAGGUUCUACUACGAGUGCCUCAUGAAGCCCAACGCGCGGUCGGUGCUCACCGCGCUCCGCAAGUGCGAGAGCGACGGCGCCAACCCGCUGGACAACGACUUUGCCGGCAUCUGCAACGGCCACGGCCCUUUGCUCAAGUUCAACGUCGAGGAACUGGUCGGCGGGUACAAGAAAUGGAGCGAGGACGCUCUCGAGAAGGCCAAGGCUGCGACCACGGUCUUCUACACGAGCGACUACGGGUUCAGCGACCGUUUGUCUCAGUCCAUCGCGCGCGGUCUGACCAAGGCUGACGUGGAGGUGACCAUGAUGGACAUGAACACCGAGGACACGCAGGAGCUCAUCGAGGCGGUGUCAAAAGCCGCGGGUAUCGUGCUCGUGGUUCCACCCGCCACGGGCCCCGCGCACGAUAACCUCGCCGCGAUCAUCGGCAACAUCAAGAGCAAGCAGAAGAUAUUAAUCGCGGAGUCGUACGGCGGAAACGACGAACCCGUCGGUCCCCUCGCGAGCCAGUUCGCGGGCAUGGGCGUCGAAGAGGUUGUCCCAGCGCUGAAGGUGAAGGAGAACCCCACCGAGGCUACGUACCAGCUCUUCGAGGAGUCCGGCACCGACCUCGGACAGGUGCUCACCAAGAAGGAGACGCUCAAGGCGAUGAAGAACGCCAUGUCCCCCGACGUCGCCAAGGCGCUCGGCCGCGUCUCCGGCGGGCUGUACGUCGUCACGGCGGCGCAGGGAACCGCCAAGUCGGCGAUGAUCGCGUCGUGGAUCGCGCAGGCGUCCUUCGAGCCACUGGGUUUCACCGUCGCCAUCGCCAAGGACCGCGCGAUCGAGUCCCUCAUGCAGGUUGGGGACAAGUUCGUCCUGAACUGCCUCCCCGAGCAGGGCUUCGAGCCGCUGAUGAAGCACUUUUUGAUUCGGUUCCCCCCCGGAGCGGACCGCUUCGAAGGGGUGGAGUGGGCCCCCGCGAGCUGCGGCGCGCCCAUCCUGAAGGAGGCUGCGGCGUACAUGGAGUGCACCGUGACGAGCCGGAUGGAGGCGGCGGAUCACUGGAUCGUGUACAGCGAGGUGCGCGAGGGUAAAGUUUUCAAGGAUGAGAAGACCGCCACCCACCACCGCAAGGUUGCGAGCUACUACUAA
Messenger RNA from Micromonas commoda, 1902 nucleotides. RefSeq lists its product with no specific name. Gene Ontology annotation, molecular function: FMN binding. Bases 1 to 1902 code for a protein of 633 amino acids. The transcript has a single exon. The record is from RefSeq and is a predicted model, not a curated record. Lineage: Eukaryota; Viridiplantae; Chlorophyta; Mamiellophyceae; Mamiellales; Mamiellaceae.